GUCACAAAUUGGAUGAUUUGCAGUUUUACAAUUCUUUCAUAAUUCUCUUAAACUCGUCCGAGCAACACAAGAAAAGUCUCAUAUUCAUUAUACUCAUACGGCUUUUUUUUCGUAUGUUUUUACCAAAAAAUAAAAAAAAAAACGUAUUUGAACCAAAAAAAAAACCCCAACUUAACAUAAAAAAAAGAAAAAUAGAAAAAAAGAGCCGUUAACGUGUGGCCUAAGCAAGUUUUGAGUAAAAGUUUUACGAAAUAGGCGCUAUAUUGCAGAAGUACUUUAAAGUAACUCAAACCAUGGGCUACGACAACUACAACAACGGCACCGAGGUGGCCGAGUCCGGGCAGGGCAUCUACGCCGGCGGCAAUGGGAACAACGUGGUGGUGGCCGAUGAGCAGUUCGCUGCCGCCGCGGCCGAGCUGCAGCCGUCGCUGAACCGUGUGCUCAGCUCGAUUGACUACGAUCUGUGCUUCAAGCAUCCACUGGAGCACACCUGGACGCUGUGGCACUGGGAGAACGAUCGCACCAAGUCCUGGUCCGACAUGCUCAGCGAUGUGACCAGCUUCAACACUGUCGAGGAUUUCUUCAGUGUCUACUACUUUAUUAAGCCGCCAUCGGAUCUUAAAGUAUUCAAUGACUAUAUGGUGUUCAAGCAUGGCAUACGUCCCAUGUGGGAGGAUGAUGUCAACAAGGACGGCGGUCGCUGGGUCAUGUUUUUGGACAAGGACUCCAAGGAACUGGUGGACAAGUUGUGGCAUGAUUUGCUUUUGUGCACCAUUGGCGAGUGCUUUGAGUACUCGGAGCAGAUCUGUGGCGUGGUUAUUAAUGUGCGCAACAAGGCAAGCAAGAUAUCUCUGUGGACCAAGGACUCGCGCAAUCAGCAGGCUAUUCUGGCCAUUGGGCACAAGAUGAAGCAACUGCUGCAGCUGAGCGAGGUGGAGCUGCAGUACCAGGUUCACAAGGAUGCCAUGGUUCAGGCCGGGCCGAAUGUCAAUGCUAUUUACAAAUUGUAAAUUCCGAGCAAA
Messenger RNA from Drosophila navojoa, 1022 nucleotides. RefSeq names its product eukaryotic translation initiation factor 4E3 (gene eIF4E3). The record is from RefSeq and is a predicted model, not a curated record. NCBI's taxonomy places the organism in Eukaryota, Metazoa, Arthropoda, Insecta, Diptera, Drosophilidae. Gene Ontology annotation, biological process: translational initiation. Gene Ontology annotation, cellular component: cytoplasm; eukaryotic translation initiation factor 4F complex. Gene Ontology annotation, molecular function: RNA 7-methylguanosine cap binding; translation initiation factor activity.